AUGGCCACUUACUAUGAUCUUCGCCGAGUCCAAGGUCUUUGUUCAUGCAAUCGCAGUGCGCCUCUAUCUCAACUCUAUUUUUGUCGACAUUGCUAUGACGUUCGUUGCGGAAACUGUGUAUCCCAUGAAGUUGAUUCCCAUUACUGCCCAAAUUGUCUUGAAAAUAUGACCAGCGCGGAGGCAAAAAUGCGAAAACAUCGUUGUGGCAAUUGCUUUGAGUGCCCAAGUUGUGGUCACACUUUGUCCACUCGUGGAACUCUCGCUUUAGCUCCUGCAUCUGGUAUUACUUCAAGCACAUCUCCAGGGGAGGCACCGAUGACUCCUCAAAAGACAUACUAUCUUCACUGUGCAUUUUGUCGUUGGACUACUCGUGAAAGCGGAAUUCCAGAUCAAAAAUCACCUGGUGGUUGGCAGGAGAAGCCUAAUCUUUUCGCUGAAAGGAUUGAAAAGCUCAUAAAUGAGUAUGGCGAAUUCGCAAAGAAGGAGAAAAACGAGAAAGAGCGUAGCAAAUACAAGAAACGGAAGUAUAUCCUCUCCGUGGAGAGAUUUCCCGUUCUAACGCCCCGUUUUCGCAGACGAUAUUCAAACUGGGGUUCCUAUGGAAGGGAUACAAAUCCCAGUGUGGAUAUUAAAAUCUCAUCUGCGGAGGCUGCACCCGUAACAGAAAGCUUCAAUGUUGACGAUUUGGUUAGCAAACCGUUUGUCUUUGAGAAAGUAACUUCUAUUCAUCAACGCCAUAUGUCCCCAUGGCUCCAACCCACGGAAACCCUCUCUUUGGAGCCUCGUCACAAAGCUCUCGCGGUGAAGCGUUCACUUCGUUGCAAAAAAUGCGAGCAUACUCUGAGCAAAGCCGAUUUCAAUCCCUCUUUCAUAAAGUUUCGCAUUAAUCUCAGUGCCCUCUACCACCUAAUUGACCUGCAUUUCUCACUGCCACCAAGUGUAAUUGAACCAUCAGUGUCAUCGGAUCAACCGCUCCGACGUGUCACCCCUAUGCCUCUGCCUACAGUCACAUUUGACAGUGUUCCGCCCUCUCGUGAACUCAAAAUCAAGAGUUUGUCGGUUGAGAAACCGAUCAAUGUGAUACUAGUGUUAUCUAAUCCCGCGCAUCGCAUAACUACCGUGAAAUUGAGGCAACUGACUCCAGAGGAAGAGACUGAGAAACUGAAGGAGUUUUUCAUUAAAACUGGAUCCUCGUCACCUACUUAUUCAACCGUCAAGCUUGAUCUUCCAACAACUGGAAUCACGAUUGCUGCGAAGAGUGAUGUAAGCGAAUACAAUGAUUUGGUAACUGGCCAGACGACUAAUGAAUUUCAGGAUGACGACCCCAAAUUGAUCGCCUAUCGACAUGGACAUCGUGUAGGGAUUAAUGUUGGCCUGCGUUUGUUAGCUAAAACAGAGGGCAGUCAACCGUUGCGUGCAGCCAUUCAAAUGAACUUUGAUUAUCUGAACACAACUGCCUCAAUAGCAGAUACGCGGACGUCCACAAUGAAUGCAGUUCUUGCAGCCGCAGCUCCUGGGAUGAUUUUAAGAGAUAAUGCAGCGACGACGAAGAAAAAGAGUGUGGAGGAGGAAAGUGGUAAUCAGGGUGGGGAUUACAGAGAUGUUGGAGUCCUCUAUCUUAUGGAUUUUGGUACAGAAUGCUGA
Molecule: messenger RNA, 1644 nt
Organism: Rodentolepis nana
Lineage: Eukaryota; Metazoa; Platyhelminthes; Cestoda; Cyclophyllidea; Hymenolepididae
Source: the annotation of a GenBank genome assembly